Molecule: messenger RNA, 504 nt
Organism: Recurvomyces mirabilis
Lineage: Eukaryota; Fungi; Ascomycota; Dothideomycetes; Mycosphaerellales; Teratosphaeriaceae
Exons: 2
Coding region: 1-504 (167 amino acids)
Source: RefSeq, a predicted model, not a curated record
AUGCCAGGCGGCGAGGACCCGAGUCGACAGGUCGACUAUACCCAGAUCCGUCUUCGAGUCCGCAUUCCGCGAUACGACAACAACCUUCACCAUCGACGCGAAGCCGCUCGCUUCAUCGAGCUGGGCUACCGCGUGACAUACGACUACGGUCGUGACGUUCAUAUUGCCACUCAUACUGAUGGUACUCGUCGUCUCGAGAGUGGCUCAGAUCUACUCGCGGACUACAACGAGCGUCUUCACCAGGCUGCCGAAGCAGGCGCGCGGGCAAACAUACAGGCUCGCCGGCCGGAGCGUGAGCUCAGUGAUUACGAGGCGGUGCGCAAGCAUCCCAAAGAUUGCGGGCUCCUGAAUUGCGAUCAUCCGGUCCACUCCGGCGGUGACGAGUAUGGUCGCCUCGUAUUCGAGAAGGUGCAGGCCGACCCCAAGUCGACCAAAGACGACUUGAAACGCAAGAAGAGGGACGGCAAGGACGGUGAGGGAGGUGCUGGCGGGCAAGCGGUCUAG